AGUAGCAUAUCUGUACUUUGAGAAUCUAUGCCUUCAGACUUGCGGAUUUUGUCUUCAAACACGAAUGUCUGUGAACCAAUUGCUAGAGUAUUUGUGUAUAUGGCGGUUUCUUUAAAUCAAUCCAUCUCGAAAGAUAGGUAUAUUAUUUACGACAAUCGUCUUUUGCAAAGAGAAGAAUAUCUUAACGUUCCUCACUUCAACACUGAAACCUGAAGACUCGUAUAGAAUAUAGUUUAAAUAUCAUAAUUGCGACAUUCCUGUGACGUCAUUAUAACAUCGCAGAAACGUAUUCAGCAAUGUUGAUUGUUUUCGCCACAGUAUCUGUACAGCAACGUGUGGAGUGUGUAUGUGAUACACUAGUGUGAUGUGUAAUCUGUAUGCCAUAUGACAAGCCGGUUUCUAGAUGUGGCCUCAUUGUUUCCUUGUGAACUAUAUGGCACUCGACGUAUUUCAGUUCGUGGAACGUGGUUCUCAAUGGAUUAUUGUACUUUUUAAUUUGUCUUCCAAUGGCUAGCGAGAGGUGGUAUUUUUCCAGAGAGCAGCUAGAAAAUACGCCUAGUAUUAAAUGUGGCUUUGAUAAGGACAGAGAACUGUCGUACCGGCAGCAAGCAGCCAAUUUCAUUCAGGAUAUGGGCCAGAAAUUAAAGGUUAACCAGUUGUGCAUAAACACAGCUAUCGUUUACAUGCAUCGGUUUUAUAUGUUUCAUUCAUUUACGCAAUUUCACCGGCAUUCUGUGGCUGCAGCAUCCUUAUUCCUUGCAGCGAAGGUUGAAGAACAGCCCCGAAGAUUGGAACACAUCAUUCAAGUGGCACACAUGUGUUUAUGUCGUGAUCGUCAGCAACCGCUUGACACCAAAUCAGAACGUUACUCACAAGAAGUAUGUGACUUAGUAUUCAAUGAAAAUGUCCUGUUACAAACUCUUGGAUUUGAUGUAGCUGUUGAUCAUCCUCACACACACAUAGUGCGUUGUUGUGAUAUGGUCAGAGCUAAUAAAGACCUUGCCCGGACAUCGUACUUUAUGGCUUCAAAUAGUUUACACUUAACAACCAUGUGCGUGCAGUACAAGCCAACACUUGUAGCGUGUUUCUGUAUUCACUUAGCUUGCAAAUGGUCGAACUGGCAAAUACCUAAGUCUAGUGAAGGUAAAGACUGGUUUUGGUACGUUGAUAAAACUGUUACACAAGAACAGUUGGAGCAGUUGACGUCCGAAUUUUUAGUAGUAGUAGACAAAUGCCCCACAAAACUGAAACGAAGGUUAGCCGCUGCUGCUCCAUCAUCAUCAGGAAAUAAUAUACCAUUUCCCAGACCAGAACUUCCAACUACAAGUGAAAAUGUGAGUUCACCAAAGAACUUAGAGGAAAAACGCAGUGGGCAUUUAGUUACAAAAACUCUCAAUAUUGUAUCAAGAGAAGACAGUAGAUGUUUUCAGCUGAAACCAAGUGCUCAUUCUUCGAAACGUGAAGAGCAAAAUACACAAGUGAAGCAUCCAGAGAAGUGGGACCAUGGUAGUGGGAGACAAGGGGAACUAAUAGCCUUCAUGGGAGGAACCAGGACUAUUAUUCAGAAAAACAGUAUUGAUCACAUUUCAAGUAGCCUGAAUGGACCCAGCAGCAGCAGCAGCAGUAGUAGUAGUAGUACUACUACAACAACAACUACUACUACUACUACUUUAAUUAGACAAACAUCUUUGAAACCACACCAACAAAAAAGGAGUUCCUCUUGGCUUAGUGACAGUUCUGCAAUGUCAGACAGCAGUACUCUUGCGUAUCAAAGUGAUCAGUGCUGUCAUGAGCAAUAUGUAACCGAACCUGUGACCAAAAGGCAAAAGCAGUGACAUAAGAUGUUAAAAUGAUUGUUGUAAUUGGAAUGUGCCUUUGAAAACACUUUCUCAGGAAAUGCCAGCCAUGUCAGAAAAGCUUAAGACUUUUUGUGAAUUUUUGUAUUUAACGUAUCUGUGAUAAUGAUCAAGUCAUGAACUUUAGUUCCUUGCAAUAAAAAAUGCUUUUAUUUUGAUGUUAUGUGCAUGUGAGAGAGAUAUAGGCUAUGUUACUUACAUAUGAUGAUGAUAUCUCUGUCCUGAAGCUCAUUCUUUUAAAGCCGAUGCUGCUAAAUUACUUUCAGAUAGGCCUAUACAGUAAGGAUUUGCAUUUGUAAAUCUUUGUUAAUAAAUAAUGUAGUGAGGGAACCAAAGGUGUGCCAUUUAAGGUAAUAUGAUGUACCUGAUAUAAGAAAUAUACAGUAUUGAAUGUGUUGUGCACAUUUGCAAGCAGAUAUGCAGUGUUUAAUUUCAUUUUUAGGCAAUGGUUUUGUUCAGAUAUCCAGUGCUUGAUGUUUGUUUUUAUGUAGGAAGUUCAGGAUUGUAUUAAUUAUUUGGUGUAAAGCAUUUAUUCAUUAUCACUUACUAACGCUUUACUUUAGAUAUACAUGGAAACUUCCACAAAUUCACUAGAAUAGUCGUCUCCAGCAAAUGUAAUAUCACAUAAAAUGCAAGUACCCUAAAAACUGUUUUUAUUUAGGUACAUCUGUAAUUUGUCUGUUAUCUUUGAAACAUUGUUUAAGAAAAUAUGUAGUAUUUAGUUAGUUGUGCAAUAUUAAAUAAUUUAAUUUUCAAGGUUAAUUAUAACCAAAGGGCUGUAUUAUCCCCUCCUUUAUUAGUGUGAACCUUGAAUCUAUGCUGAUCAAGUGAGGUUGCAGCUUAAAAUAAAGAACUGUUGCAUUUACAAUGCUUUAGUAACAAAAUUUUUAGUGAUAAGAGUAUUGUUACCAUUUUCAUAAAUUCACCACCAUUUUCAGUUGCUUGCCUGAUGUGGAACUUUGUUUAUUAUCUAUAGUUUAACAUAAAAUUCUAAGCAUGGAACUGUACUUACCCUCAUUUAAGUUUGUCUUGUUUUUGUUUUUUAUAAAUUGAUUCAUUUCAUUAAGAAGCAUGCAGCUUCACAUGUUACAAAGUAUUUUUGUUGAGCAAAUACUGUUCAUAUUUUUGAAUGUGAUAAGGUGGUUUGUUUUUCAGAUUUUAUUUUUGCUCGUAACCUAUUACUGUUAUGUACUUAAGUACCAAAAUCACUCGAGGCAUUUGAAAGGUCUUGCAAUUUUCUGCAAUAUUUGUCAUAUUUCACAGUGAAUAAAAUUUAAAAACUGCUUAAGAGGAGAGAGGUUUAAGAACCACUGAAAUUUACUUCAAUCGCUUCUGGAAGAUGAUGAUAAAUCUUAUUUCUAUCAUGAAGUAAGGACCUUUAUCUGUUAAGAGGAUUUCACACAAUUCAGGAGGAUCUGCAUGCUAUUUAUCCAGACACAGUACUAUUUGUGGACAGGUCUAUUUAAAACUUUGUAGAUUUGUUUUCAACAUUUAAUAUGUUGCAAAAUCCUGAUGUGGAAGAGAAAUAAUAACAGUAAUAGAAACAACUCAACAUAUAGUUGAGUUGCUAAUCAGUGAUGAAAUUGCUGAGCUUUCCGACAGUGUCCUUUGCAUGGUAGUCAUUUUUUUGUUGCCUCUGAAAUACAUUUUCUGAAAAGUCAGCAACAAUUCCAGUCUUCUAAUGCCUCGACUGUUCGAUCUCAACUGCACUAUCAGCGGUUAACCACACUCCAUCUUCUCAGUGUUUCAUACCUUCUAUCAGAGCAUUAAAUGGAUGAAAAUGAAUAACUCUCUAAGCCUCAGGCCAUAACUACUAAUUCACUUGCCACACAUUGUAAGGCUGUCACCAUUUUGUAUGAGGGAAAUGGCUUGGAGCUGGGAAUGGAAGGUAAUGAUUUUAAGAUCUUGAAAUAACCACAUUUGUUUCAUCUGUUUAAUACUCAAGAUAGUUACCGUCCAUGGAAAUAGUCACUGUAUAAAUCAAUGUAAUAGGAUUAUAAAUAAAUAUUACAUCACAGUUAUAAAUAAAUACUUCAUAUGCUUAUAUGCAAUAAAAUAUAAAUUAUGACAUUGUAUACAUACUUUAUAUUGUCAUUAUUUAAUACAGUGGACUAUGACAAAUAUGUGCUACAUCUAUAACAAUAAAUUACAUUUGUUUCAUACAGUUUCCUCUAAUUAUUAGAAAGGCAAUACUGUCAGUAAUCAGCAUAUAAACAUUCUGAUUUACAUUAUACUCUGAUCACAAAUAAAAUGCAAUGAUAUUAACAAAGAAAGGGGUAAAUGUAAAGCUUUGUUUUUAAGGAUUGUUCUCCAACAUGCACUUACUUUUCACUAUGCCGUGACAGCCAAUAUCACAUACCAUAAUAUAAGAGGCAUUUAAUUCCCAUUAGAUUGUAUGUUCCUGUAAUAACAAAUAGUUAUGUACUCCAGGUGUGCAUGGAAGGACAGAUCAAAUCUGUCACAAUUCUGUAUUCAAAAGAAAUUUAUCUUUGCUGUAUACACUAACAGAGUUUUAAUGGAAUGUUGAACAUCACAUCUUACUCCUUGAUAUUUCCUCUCAACCUCUCUAAUGUUGCAAAUAUUUUGAGUAAAAUAGUGAUGGCAUUUAAAAUUCUGUUUGGUAAAACAGUUGAUGUAGUUAAGACUAAUCAAUGUGUGCCCUUACUGUGAAUUCGUCUUUAGUAGACGACUCUUGUGGCCCCCCCCCCCCCCCCCCAUUCACUUCUAAUUUGCAGUACAAUGAUCUGCAAUGAAAUUGUUGGCAUAAUGUAAAACAACUUUUCCUUUAUUUUGUAAAAAAAAAUUAACAGAUUAAUGUAUAUAUGACAUCUCAAAAAUGUUUGUGUACACAUAUAUUUUCAUAAAAUGUUCCUCUGUGAAAACUGCUAUUACAAAGCCUUAAAUUAAACCAUAUUGUAGUACACUGCAUUGUACAGUGCAAAAGGCAAUUAAUGUCUGCAUUAAGGCAAAAAAUGGCUCUGCUUAAAAUGGCUAUCUUAAACCACAUUAUUGCUGGUGAUGAAAGUUAUGAUUAUAUACAUUAAAGCAUUUGUGCUCCUAGUUAAAGAUGUUGCCAUAGUUUCUCUACAAAGCAUUUGCUUUAAAAAAAGCCAAAAGUUAUUGGCACAUCCACUUGUUACAAUUGGGCAGUUCUGAGGCCGCACCUCACAGGUUCACACUAAUAACAAAGAUAUUCUCCUCCUGUGAAAAUAUAUUUUCCACAAAUAAACAAUUUUUAAUAGUUACACAAUUUCCUAACUCCAGUUAACUUGCAUAGUACUGACCAGUCAACAACACAACCAGAAAUACACAUUUUCACGAAACUGUACAUUAUACACCAUCACCUCUUUUACACCGAUGAACAGCUUAAGUCCUCAAAAAGUAUUUUAAAAUAUCGUGAAAUCAAAAUGCAUAUCAGCGCAUAUACAUAACAUGAUUAUCAAACAUUUUUAACCCAAAUUGUAGACAGAAACAUCAUGCUGAUUAGGUGUUCUUAUACUAGAUACAUCUUUGACAGAAAGACUCUGCUUACAAGCAUUGGCAAUCUAAAUUAAGAUUUGCAUGUGCAUGAUGACAAUCUGCAGUUCUUUCCAUGGGCGAGAGGAAAGGAACAUCAUAUUACAUUCACACAAACUUAUCACUAUCAACAGCUGCUUGAUCAGUCUUCCUACAAGGUGUGUUCAAUCACUAAAGUGGCAUAUAAGAACCAGUUGAUUUAUCAAUGAAAAUCUGUAAAGGACAAUAAUACUUUUGAGAGAGAGAUCGACAAUUGUGCCGCAUGAAAUACACCUGCCUCAGAGUUUCUCAACAUUAUCAGCCUUCACAAAGUGCUGCUUACAUACAUACUAACUGGCACUCGUUAGUACACACAAUAACUGUCAUGCUAAUUUUCCACUAGAAAAAGAACUGGAUGGGGGAGAUAACACUCAAGCUGAAUCCAGAAAAUAACUGCCCUUGUUAUGGAAAACAAGGACAGUAGAAAGUGUGAAAUGAAUAUCCUGUUGUGAAUGACAGAGCCUGGAAAAGUUGUCAGCCCUGAUCAAUACAGUGGGUUCUGUAUCACAUACUGCCUGUGGCAAAAGAGAUGAUGUAGCACUUUUCCCAUAUCUAUGUUAAUAUUCUAUAUUAAACUACUGUACAUGUCAAUAAGCCACUUUGAACUUCAAUAACACACAAAAUUUGAAGUGUUGCAGAAGCAGGUAGUUCUGCAGUAGAAAGGUGGAUCUUGCACUGUUUAUUUUCCCCUGUGGCAGUCUACAGACUAGAUAGUUUAUAGAUAGUAGCAAUCUCACUACAACUGUAAGAGAUAAAACUUUCUCACCUGUUAUUUGCCCUGUUUAACUUUUAGUGCAAAAAGUAAAUAUUUUGACUACUGCAGUGAACUGUGAGGUACACUAUUGUGUGUACAGUUUAAAAUCUCACUGCCACCAUUAAAUCUGUAUUGUGAACAGUAUCUGAAACUCCACUGACUGUGCUGCAACACAACAAACACUACACUGGCGUGUUUUCAAAACAGUCACCAUGAUAAAGUCCACUUACAAUAAUCAUAGAAAUGUUUUAACAUUUUACAGCACAGUUUGAUUACACACAUCAGAGGACCUUCACUGAAACUGGCAGUAGUCACAGGAAUCACAUACCCUUGUUUACUUUUGAUUCCCUCUCCCCCUUUGCCACAGAGAAACUACAUAUCAGAACAAACAUGCACUUCAGAAUGUGGCAAUGAAAGUGAGAUUGCUACUACUGUAAAUAUAUUACAAUAAAAUAUGGAAGAAGAUGAAUCAAGAUUAGAGGACAUCACAGCUAAUUCUAAAAUUUUAUUUUACUUUAAGCUGUCGUCAGAGGAAUAUAUUGUGGCUCACAAUAAAAUUUAGAAUUCAGUCAUAGUCACCUGCAACAAAUUUUGAUAUUACAGCUGCUGUAUCUAAAUAGACAAAUUAUUUCUACAUUAUGACACAGUAUACAAGGGCAAAGUUUAGUUUCAUAAUUAUAACUAAUAUGAUUAAAAGCAUCAUCAUCAUACUUUUCACAUGAUUAGGUAAUUUGGUUGCCACUUGUUCUUUAUCAUUUACAUACCCAGCCUCUUUUAGGUUGUCUGAAAUGCAUCCUUUCUAUCUUUGUUAUUUUCCCAUUUCCCUGUCUUUAGUUCACUUUCUUAUAUUCAAAUUUUUGGAUUCUUGUUUCAUUUGCUUUUUGCUUUGCAUUUAAUUUGAUGUUUAAGUUCUAUCAGUUAAUUUUUUUCGCCCAAUAAGAGUUCUAGCUCCAAUAUAUCACCAUUGUACCUUUAGUGUGAUGUUGCAAAGUCUGCUCCAAAAACUUUCCUUGAUUUUUUAAUCAGUGACACUUUAAGCUUCAAUUACCACUUUCAACACCUACCUUGAUAAUAAUAGAAAAAAAGAUUUUGUUUUUCUCUCUAUACGCAUACCACCACCUUAGGUCUAUUCAUCAUAUUGUACAUCGCUGAACUUAUAUAACUCCAUAUUUGCAAUAAUUUAAUCCUCCAUGAAUCAAACACAAAAAGGACUGUGUUCUGUAAUGAAACUUUCUCACAAAUUACAACUGUGUGCACUGAUGGGAACUCUUAACACAGACUUUUGCUAUUCACAGGUAAUGGUUUUACAAGCUGAGCUGACCAGGAACCCUGCUGACAGUUUUAUCUUAUGCUUUUAAACACUGUCUGUGAAAUGCAAGGGCCUGAAUCGAUACCUGACACACUAUUCUAGUCUACCACUAAGUUUAAAAAGUGUUACAGUUUGAUUUGGUAAACAUAUAAUUAAUCAUGUCAUAUAUUAGUUGUAAGCAAUGAAAGUGCACACUCAACAAGGCUGAAGGUGGUAGCACCCAAAUUACCCAAA
Messenger RNA from Schistocerca gregaria, 7708 nucleotides. Its product is annotated as cyclin-T1-like. The transcript has a single exon. Gene Ontology annotation, molecular function: cyclin-dependent protein serine/threonine kinase activator activity. Gene Ontology annotation, biological process: positive regulation of DNA-templated transcription, elongation; regulation of transcription by RNA polymerase II. The coding region runs from base 507 to 1835 and encodes 442 amino acids. NCBI's taxonomy places the organism in Eukaryota, Metazoa, Arthropoda, Insecta, Orthoptera, Acrididae. The record is from RefSeq and is a predicted model, not a curated record. Gene Ontology annotation, cellular component: cyclin/CDK positive transcription elongation factor complex; nucleus.